Messenger RNA from Cladophialophora yegresii CBS 114405, 1833 nucleotides. RefSeq lists its product as uncharacterized. Gene Ontology annotation, molecular function: histone deacetylase activity, NAD-dependent; NAD+ binding. The coding region runs from base 1 to 1833 and encodes 610 amino acids. NCBI's taxonomy places the organism in Eukaryota, Fungi, Ascomycota, Eurotiomycetes, Chaetothyriales, Herpotrichiellaceae. The record is from RefSeq and is a predicted model, not a curated record. Gene Ontology annotation, cellular component: mating-type region heterochromatin. The transcript has a single exon. Gene Ontology annotation, biological process: negative regulation of transcription by RNA polymerase II; regulation of DNA repair; replication-born double-strand break repair via sister chromatid exchange.
AUGGAAUUCGACCAAAUUUCGGAGCUUUCGUCGCCCUUGAGCUCAAUUCCCAGCUCUCCUCUCAGCUCUCCUCCAUCUUCGCCCACUCUCCCUCCUGGUUUUCAAGUCGUCACACCACCUCCCUCACAGCAUGCCGGCGACGAAAUGCCUCGCCCACGAAAGCGCCGGAAGCUCGAGCCAAAGAUUCGCACAACCCAGUAUCUAGACCUCACUUCAGACACGGCGCAGUCCGAGUACGAUCGCAGAGAAGCUCUAGACACCCUUCUCAAAGCCGUGCGAAACAGGAGAAAGAUUGUGGUCGUCGCAGGGGCUGGCAUUUCGGUUUCAGCUGGUAUUCCCGACUUCAGGUCCUCCCAUGGCCUCUUCAAGAGCUUGCGAGGUGAACACAAAUUGAAGAGCUCCGGCAAGAUGCUGUUCGACGCCUCCGUUUACAAGGACGACCACUCAACUGCAGAAUUCCACAAGAUGGUGCGCAAGCUGUCCAAGAUGGCUGACAAUGCCAAACCGACCCUCUUCCAUCGCUUUCUUGCCAGACUGGCUGUUGAGGGACGACUGCUGCGGCUGUAUACCCAGAAUGUGGACGGGCUUGAGUCGUCCUUACCGCCCUUGGCUACUCAAGUGCCUCUCAGCCACAAAGCGCCCUGGCCAAAGACGAUCCAACUCCAUGGUGGACUCGAGAAAAUGAUGUGCCAGAAAUGCCGACACAUUUCCGACUUCGAGGCGCAUUUGUUUGACGGGGCCUCUCCGCCAUUGUGUCCCCAGUGUGUCGCCGCCGAUGCGCUAAGAACGACACAUGCGGGCAAGCGAAGUCACGGGGUUGGCAAGUUACGUCCUCGAAUUGUUCUCUACAACGAGCAUAAUCCUGAUGAUGAGGCCAUUGGCGCUGUCACCACGGCAGAUUUCCGAACGCGACCCGAUUGCGUGAUUGUGGUUGGAACCAGCAUGAAGAUUCCGGCAGUUCGGCGCAUAGUUCGCGAGAUGUGUCAGAUUGUCAAAGACAGACGGGAAGGCACCACCGUCUGGAUUAACCAUGAGCCAGUACCGCCUGGGAAAGAUCUUGAAGACUGUUGGGAUCUGAUCGUUAGUGGUGACAGUGAUGAAGUGGCUCGACUGGCACGGUUGAGGGAAUGGGAUGAUCCUAGCACUGACAUGGCUGAAAACUACACCGAGGCCGAUCUUGAUAGAGUCAGGUCGAGUCAGGGCGAGAUCGAGGUUGUGAUACCUCCGACUCCCAAGAAGAGCGAAACUACGGCCUCGCGGCUGCUGCCAUCUGCGGCGAUCAACACAAUGACUCCUCCACGCAGCCAGAACGGAGACGAGCCCUCCAAGACAGGAAAGAAACCGGCAUCCACCACACCCUCACCGAUCCGCAUCAAACUGAACGUGACAGCGCGGAGCAAAGAGGCUUCUGCGCCGCAAGCAACAGUGAAAAAUGCAGCGAGCAGGGGCAAGUCACUUUUGGAUCUUCUCAAUGGACAAGAGAACAAGACGAAAACGGCUAAAUCCAAGACCUCGCUCAACAAGAAACCCAAGGUUACGAAAAUCAGGGCUUCUGGCACGCUCGCAAGACAAGCAGUCAUUACUGGCAGAGUCACGAAGCCUGUUGUUGAGAUCAACAAGGCCGGCCUCAAGCCGCCUCCAUCAGAACCACUGUCUCCACGGCGCGAUGCGAACGAAGCACCUCCAGCCCCUACAUCAGAGUUCUCAAGCGUGGAUGCAAGUCCCGCGCCAGAGACGCCUCCUUCGACAUCUGCCGCAGAGGAGUGGCGCAACAACGAUACAGUCUCACCCACGGGUAGAAUCCCCACGGAUAUGGUCAGAUUAUUAAAUUAG